Brachypodium distachyon (stiff brome) is the source of this 423-nucleotide messenger RNA. RefSeq names its product RING-H2 finger protein ATL40-like. NCBI's taxonomy places the organism in Eukaryota, Viridiplantae, Streptophyta, Magnoliopsida, Poales, Poaceae. The coding region runs from base 1 to 423 and encodes 140 amino acids. The transcript has a single exon. The record is from RefSeq and is a predicted model, not a curated record.
AUGGAAUCACUUUUCUCCCCCGACAACAUGAACGUCUUCAUGUCCGUGAUAAUUGCGAUCUAUGCCACCACCAUCAUCGCCCCCAUGCUCUACUUCUAUGUCGACUUCUGCAUGCAUCGGCGUACCGAUGCUGCUGCCGCAGGGAGCAACGCUCAUGGGGUGGCGGCACCGCUGCCGACAGAUGGCUACGAGCUGGAGAAGAUCAGAGUUGACGCUUCGUCUGGAGAGCCUGGCGCGCUACCGGUGCUCCUGUGUGAGUCUUCUUCAUCUGCCAAUGCUGAUUAUUGUGCGGUGUGCCUCGGUGAGAUGGAGGAAGGCGAGCUAGGAAGGAUGCUCCCGACGUGCCUCCAUGUGUUCCACAUCGGUGCAUUGACGCGUGGCUCCGACGCAAUCCGACAUGCCCGAUCUGCAGGAUGGCCGUGA